Sparassis crispa is the source of this 150-nucleotide messenger RNA. RefSeq lists its product as hypothetical. The transcript has a single exon. The record is from RefSeq and is a predicted model, not a curated record. NCBI's taxonomy places the organism in Eukaryota, Fungi, Basidiomycota, Agaricomycetes, Polyporales, Sparassidaceae. Bases 1 to 150 code for a protein of 49 amino acids.
AUGUCGCGUCGUAGCGCGCCGGGGAAGAGCGUAACGGAGCUCUGGAAGGCACCUCAGCACGAGGGGCGCGAACGAGGUCCCACCGCGCGCGGGGGGGCGGAGGGUGGGCAGAGGUGGGAAAGGGGUAUCGAGGUGCGCGCCGUUGUCUAG